Canis lupus familiaris (dog) is the source of this 3324-nucleotide messenger RNA. RefSeq lists its product as uncharacterized. Lineage: Eukaryota; Metazoa; Chordata; Mammalia; Carnivora; Canidae. Gene Ontology annotation, biological process: proteolysis; virion assembly; DNA integration. Gene Ontology annotation, molecular function: RNA-DNA hybrid ribonuclease activity; zinc ion binding; aspartic-type endopeptidase activity. The record is from RefSeq and is a predicted model, not a curated record.
UUGGAAACCCAAAAUGCAAAAUUCUCUGAUAACCUGAGAGAUCUAAUCGGGCUUUUAGAUACUGUUCUCUUUACCCACCAGCCUACUUGGGAUGACUGCCAACAGCUCUUGCAGGUUCUCUUCACCACCGAGGAAAGAGAACGAAUUCAGGUGGAAGCCUGGAAGUCUGUCCUGGGAGAGGAUAGACAGCCGACUCAAAACCCAGACCUCAUAAAUGCUGCCUUCCCUUUAUCCUAGGGAUAUCCAUGUAGUCCCAUCUGGGACUACAACUCAGCUGAAGGUAAGGAGAGACUCCGGGUCUACCACCAGACUCUAGGGGCAGGUCUCAAGGCUGCCGUGCACAAGCCUACCAAUCUGGCCAAGGUCUAUGAUAUGAGGCAGGGUAAGGAUGGGAGUCCAGCAGCCUUCUUAGAGAGAAUCAUAGAGGCUUUUAGACAGUACACCCCUAUGAAUCCAGAAGCCCCGGAAACAAAGGCUGCAAUUAUCAUGGCUUUUGUUAACCAGGCCGCUCUGGAUAUUAAAAAGAAAUUACAAAGAGUAGAGAGACUGGGAGAAAAGAGCUUGCAGGCCUUAGCGAUAGAGGCAGAACGAGUCUAUAAUAAUAGAGAAAGUCCAGAAGAACAACAAACCAAACUAAGUGACCGGCAGACCCGAAACCUGGCCAAGAUCCUGCUGGCCACAACCAUGGACGACCCACAGGAAAGACGAAGGCACCUCAAGAAGCUGGCUUCAGGGACCGAUAAGGAGGAUGGCCCUGGUCCCCGUCGGGAGUGCCCUAAGCUGAACAAAAACCAAUGCACUUAUUGCAAAGAGGAGGGCCAUUGGGUGAAAAGCUGCCCUAACAAAAGAUCUAAGGCCUCUGCCAAGAUCUUAGAAAUGGAGGACCUGGACGAUUAGAGAAGUCAGGGUUCGGCACCCCUCCCCGAGCCCAGGGUAACUCUUAAAGUGGAAGGGCAACCUGUUGAAUUCAUAGUGGACACUGGGGCACAACAUUCGGUUUUAUUACAACCCCAAGGAAAAUUGGCAAACAAAACUUCAUGGGUGCAAGGGGCCACGGGCACCAAACAAUACUCAUGGACUACCCGAAGAACUGUGGAUCUCGGCACGGGCCAGGUAUCCCACUCCUUCAUGAUCAUCCCUGAGUGUCCCUACCCCUUGUUAGGUCGGGAUUUGCUCACCAAGAUGGGGGCACAAAUUUGCUUCCACCUCGAAGGGGCAAAACUCCUAAACAAGAAGGGGCACCCAAUUCAGGUGCUUGUCCUGAGUUUAGAAGACGAAUAUCGUCUCCACCAAAUGCCCUCAGUGCCAAUGACUGACAUUGACCAUUGGCUGCGGGAAUUUCCCCAAGCGUGGGCAGAAACUGGGGGAAUUGGGCUGGCCCAGCAUCGGCCAGCCAUAUACAUAGAACUAAAGCGGGGGGCAGACCUUGUCAGGGUCCGCCAAUACCCCAUGCCUCUAGUAGCACGAAAGGGAAUCACACCCUACAUAGGGCGACUACUGGACUCGGGCAUAUUAAGGCCCUGCCAAUCGGCAUGGAACACUCCCUUGCUGCCAGUUCAGAAACUGCACUCUAACGAUUACAGGCCAGUCCAGGACUUGAGGGAAAUCAACCAGCGAGUAGAAGAUAUGCACCCUAUGGUCCCAAACCCAUACACCCUCCUCUCCACCCUGCCUCCAGACAAAACUUGGUAUACAAUAUUAGAUUUAAAAGAUGCCUUUUUCAGCCUGCCUUUAGCACCCAGGAGCCAAGACCUCUUCGCUUUUGAAUGAACGGACCCUGAGAAAGGCAUCAGUGGCCAGCUCACCUGGACUCGACUACCACAAGGAUUCAAAAAUUCACCGACCAUCUUCGAUGAGGCCUUACACAAAGACUUGGGUGAGUUCCGUUCCGAGCACCCACAUUUAACUUUAUUACAAUAUGUAGAUGAUAACCUGUUGGUGGUGAAGGACCAGGACACAUGCCUGCGAGGCACCAGGGACUUGCUCCAGACCAUAGCAGCCCUAGGAUACCGGGCCUCAGCUAAAAAAGCCCAGAUGUGCAGAACAGAGGUGAGCUACCUUGGGUACAAAUUAAAAGAUGGACAAAGAUGGUUGACAGAUGCACGGAAGGAAACCGUCUUAAGAAUCCCACAGCCGCAAACCGUCCGCCAGGUGCACAGAAUCAGAACUGAUCUCCAGGACCAGCCACUGCUGAAUGCGGACGCCACCUGGUACACGGACGGCAGCAGUUUUGUCCAAGAAGGACUCAGAUAUGCAGGGGCAGCCGUAACCACGGAGACGGAGACUGUCUGGGCAGAGCCACUGGCAGCUGGAAUGUCGGCUCAACGGGCAGAACUGAUCGCACUGGCCAAGGUGCUGACCAUGGGGGAAGAUAAACGAAUCAACAUCUACACCAACAGCAGGUACGCCUUUGCCACCGCUCACGUACAUGGAGCCCUUUACAGGGAGAGAGCUCUGACAGCAGAGGGAAAGAGUGUUAAAAACAAAACGGAGAUUCUUGAACUCCUGAGGGCCUUCUGGCUGCCCAAGACCCUAGCCAUCAUCCAUUGUCCAGGGCACCAAAAGGCAGACACGCCAGUAGCCAGAGGAAACUGGCUAGCCGAUAUAAAAGCAAAAGAGGUGGCCCUUCUGGUGACCCAGGUCUUAGCUACCAUGCUACCUGAUCCGGGGGCACCGACCCUGCCUGACACCCCCAAUUAUACUGAUGCUGAUUUACACUGGAUCAAACGCUUGCCUGUGACCCAGUGCUUGUGUGGCUGGUGGAGGGCCACAGACUCCAGCAUCAUCUUGCCAGAGAAACUAGGACGGCGAGUCCUAUCCAAAAUGCAUCGGAGUACUCACAUGGGAACAAGGAAGAUGGAAGACCUCAUACGACAUGCAAAGAUCAUCAUUAUAGACUCUCGAGCAAAGAUCGAACAGAUUGUGGCCAGCUGCCGCGCAUGCCAAUUAACAAAUGCCUCCGCCCAUGGAUCUAACCCAGGUACCCGGCUCCGAGGGGACUGCCCAGGAGCCUCCUGGGAAGUGGCCUUCACUGAGGUGAAACCUGGAAAAUACAGGUAUAGAUAUUUACUAGUGUUUGUAGAUACUUUUUCAGGAUGGACAGAGGCAUUUGCCACCAAACAUGAAACGGCACAGAUCGUGACCAAGAAACUGCUGGAAGACAUCGUACCGAGGUAUGGUUUUCCCGUUAGAAUUGGGUCAGACAACGGCCCAGGAUUCGUAUCUAAGGUAACACAGGGAGUGGCACUAGUACUUGGGGCAGAUUGGAAAUUACAUACAUUGUGCAUAUAGGCCCCAGAGCUCAGGACAGGUAGAGAGGAUGAA